UUGUAUUUGUAUUUAAUAUAUUAAUUCUUUACGUUUUAAUUUAUUUUUUCAAUAUAAUCGUCUCUAGUGGAUUCAGCACUUUCUUUUGCAGAGCCAACGAGACGUUAAGGAACAAGUAUGGAAAACGAAAUGAUUGAUGAUUGUUUAGAAAUAAGUCCAGAACAAUAUUCUGAACAAACUACAAAGAUUGAAUUAUUUGAUGUAAUUAUUGGUCACAUAGAAGAUUUAUUAUUAGAUUAUGGCUUUUAUGACUUGCAAAAUAAAUUUUUGGAAAAAUAUUGGACCACUUUUGAACCAGCUGAAGAAAAUAAAUUAAUUUAUACAGAAAUAUUUAAUGAAUAUAAUGCAAUUAUAGAAACUCAUAUUGUAAAUCAUCUUAAACAAAUUAUACCUCAUUUUAAUAUGGAUAUUUUUCUUCGUGAUUUGAGAGAGAACAAAGCAGAUUUAGACGGCGAAGUUUUUGAUAUAUUAUCUACAAUUACAGAUUUUCAAUCAUUUAAAGAAAUGGUCCUUGAUUAUCGAGCUGUAAAAGAAGGAACAGUUCCAGAUCUUAGUUCAGGAAUAUCUGUAACAUCCGUCAAAUAUCAAUAAUUUUCAUUUUGUCAGAUUAA
Messenger RNA from Polistes dominula (European paper wasp), 611 nucleotides. RefSeq names its product ADP-ribosylation factor-like protein 2-binding protein. The record is from RefSeq and is a predicted model, not a curated record. NCBI's taxonomy places the organism in Eukaryota, Metazoa, Arthropoda, Insecta, Hymenoptera, Vespidae. Gene Ontology annotation, biological process: maintenance of protein location in nucleus; positive regulation of tyrosine phosphorylation of STAT protein. Gene Ontology annotation, cellular component: mitochondrial intermembrane space.